AUGCAUUUUCCCUAUAUACUACCCACAAGUACAUCCAAAUUCUUUUCAUAUCUUCGUCCCCAUUUUAUACGGCAUAUGUCUUCUCAUAUUAAAUCAGAAACGCUCAACAACGAGGUACACCUCUUAACACUGAAUGAUCCUGUUAGUGCCAAUUCACUUUCUUUGCCGUUGAUGAAAGAGUUACUCAUGGCUUUGGAGUCUAUCAAGUCAUCACAGAAUAUCAAAGCUUUAGUGAUUACAGGUGAAGGAAAAUUUUUUUCUUCCGGACAUAAUCUUCAGGAAGUUAUCAAGAUUUCGGAUACAAACUCUAAAGAAAUUUUUUCUACAGCAUCAGAGAUUAUGAAAGAAUUAGCCGAAUUUCCUAUACCAUCGAUAGCAGCUGUAAAUGGUCCUGCUAUCGCUGGAGGUUGUCAAUUAGUUGCAGCUUGUGACUUAGCAAUAUCAGCUAAAUCUGCGAUAUUUUCAGCUGGUGGUAUUAAACUAGGAUUAUUCUGUAGUACACCUGCUGUAUCAUUAGUUCGAGCGAUUGGAUUGCGAGCUGCUAACGAAUUGCUUUUAACAGGUAAAUGUAUCAGUGCUGCUAGAGCCUAUGAAUUAGGUCUUGUUCAUCGUGUAGUUGAAGAUGACAAACUAUAUGAAGCAUCUAUUGAAUUCGCCAAAGAAAUUACUCAACAUAAUAAAAAUGUUAUACAAUUAGGUCGAGAAACUCUUCACAAACAAAUUAUGAAAGAAUUAGCCGAAUUUCCUAUACCAUCGAUAGCAGCUGUAAAUGGUCCUGCUGUUGCUGGAGGUUGUCAAUUAGUUGCAGCUUGUGACUUAGCAAUAUCAGCUAAAUCUGCGAUAUUUUCAGCUGGUGGUAUUAAACUAGGAUUAUUCUGUAGUACACCUGCUGUAUCAUUAGUUCGAGCGAUUGGAUUACGAGCUGCUAACGAACUGCUUUUAACAGGUAAAUGUAUCAGUGCUGCUAGAGCCUAUGAAUUAGGUCUUGUUCAUCGUGUGGUUGAAGAUGACAAACUACAUGAAGCAUCUAUUGAAUUCGCCGAAGAAAUUACUCAACAUGAUAAAAAUGUUAUACAAUUAGGUCGUGAAACUCUUCACAAACAAGUGUCUAUGCCAUUAAUGGAAGCAUAUGCUAUAGCUUCAAAUGCAAUGAUAGAAAAUUUACAAUUCAAUGAAACCAAACAAGGAAUUCAAUCAUUUUUAAAUAAAAAGAAAUAA
Messenger RNA from Schistosoma turkestanicum, 1218 nucleotides. The record is from the annotation of a GenBank genome assembly. NCBI's taxonomy places the organism in Eukaryota, Metazoa, Platyhelminthes, Trematoda, Strigeidida, Schistosomatidae.